Molecule: messenger RNA, 1656 nt
Organism: Penicillium robsamsonii
Lineage: Eukaryota; Fungi; Ascomycota; Eurotiomycetes; Eurotiales; Aspergillaceae
Exons: 5
Coding region: 1-1656 (551 amino acids)
Biological process (GO): transmembrane transport; nucleobase transport
Cellular component (GO): plasma membrane
Molecular function (GO): nucleobase transmembrane transporter activity
Source: RefSeq, a predicted model, not a curated record
AUGACCUGGAGCACGCGGACUAAGAAAGCCUUCAGCUCCCCAGCGGCUUUUCUAAAGGCCAUCGAAACAAAAGAGGUCGACGGGGAGAAGGCUGCUUACAAUGAGGAUCUACUUCCAACCGAACCUGAACGACGAUCCUGGGGGUGGAUUCACUUCUUUACAUACUAUCUGACAACAUCUUUCUCACCCACGAGCUAUAAUCUCGGUGCCUCCUUGGCCACCAUUGGUCUGACGUGGUGGCACACCCUCAUUGCUGCAGUGAUAGGGUCGGUCUUUCUUUCAAUAAUUGUCGUUCUCAAUUCGCGCGGUGCAACACAAUACCAUGUCGGAUUCCCCGUCAUUGGCACUGCUGCUGGUGGUCCACGGGGCGCCAAGUUCUUCAUUUUCAUCCGCGGUGCGGUGGCCGUCAUUUACUUCUCCACAAAUCUGUAUUAUGGUGGAAUGUUGAUGGCGAUCCUGCUGCGAUGUAUAUUUGGCUCGGCGUGGGACAACAUACCUAAUCUUCUUCCUAUCAGCGCCGGUAUCACUGGUGCGAAUCUGCUGGCCUUCUUUAUCUUCUGGUUCUUCCAGAUGGGUCUAAUGUUUGUGCACCCUAUUGUGCUCAGACAUAUUUUCGUCGUCAAGGCUUUCUAUAGCACCAUCGCUCUGGUCGCGGUUCUGGGCUGGGCUGUACACCAGAAUCAUGGCUCGCUCGGUAGCUUUCACUUUGAGGGCCAGGCCGUUCUUUCUGGCUUGCAACUUGUCUGGCCCAUGAUUUCAGCUAUAAACUCUAUCUGUGCUGCCCUGUGUCCCAUUCUGAUCAAUCAGCCUGACAUUGCGCGAUACGCACAAAGACCAUCUCAGGCCACUUGGUCCCAAAUCUUGGGGAUCUUCAUCAGCAAAAUUAUGAUCAUGUUCCUCAGUGCUGCAACUACCAGUGCUACCCAAGGAUUCCUGGGUACAUCUUACUGGAAUGUGUGGGAUCUUUACAAUGCUAUAUUAACCACCUACUGGGGCCCAGGUGCUCGAGCGGGUGUUCUCUUUGCCUGCUUGGGCAUGGUUCUUGCUAUUUUGGCCUCCAACGCCGGUACCAAUGCACUCCCCGCGGGAGCUGAUAUGAGCGGUCUCCUACCGCGAUAUAUCAACAUUGUUCGUGGACAGAUCAUUUGUGGUAUCUUGGGUCCUUUAUUGUUUCCUUGGAAAAUCAUUGCCGAUGCGAAAAGCUUCUUGACUUUCCUGUCAUCGUAUACGGUCUUCUUGAUGCCCAUAUGCGCCGGGAGGAAGGUACCCCCCUACACAUACUGGAAGGGUUGGAACCUUCGUGCUAUUGUGGCGUGGCUUUCUGGCACCGCAUUUGUCAUUCACGGUGUCGCUGGGGCCUUGGAACCUAGCCUGACGAACCAGGCUAGCAAGGAUAUGUAUAAACUUGGAUUUCUGCUAAGCUUCCUCGUCGCCUCAAUAGUUUACUAUGCUGCCUGCUUGAUCUUCCCCGUGCCAAUAUACCCUGGGGGAAAGGAGGGCAUGCCCAAGACAUGGGAAUAUAUGGCGGGCUCUGAGGGCUUCUUUGAGGGAGAGAGCGUUGAUACUAUCAGGCUCAAUCACGGUGCUAUCACUGGAAUUAAGCUCGAUGGAGGCACCGAGAAAGACAUUUCCCUUACCUCGAAGGAGAUCGUUUAG